GGGGAACAUAUAGGGAAUAUGCUGACAUGGGAUGAGGAGGGGUUCAAGAUUGACCGAAAAUUUGCUGACGUAAUACUUGAAUGGCUCCCGAAAACUACAUGUCACAAAUUUCUAUGCAGAUGUUGCCUUGGGAAGGCAAUGCAGGUUGCAAUGAUUGUGACACACUGGAGGCGCAAUUGGCUUUGGCAACGAGAGAAUUGAAUGUCCAUCGAUUGAGAUAUGAAAGACUCAAUGAAGUAAAUAAAGAUUUGACAAAUGAGAAUAAACAUUUGAGAGAGACGAGCAUGAGUCCAAAACUAGAUACAAUCUGUGACGCAAUAAAGACAAUGACAGGGGAUGUUAAAGAUAUUAAAACGAAAGUGAAUUCUCAGAUUCUGGGUGCUGAAAUAAACCCGGAAAUCAGUGCUAUCGAUAAUAUGACUUGUGCACUCGAUAAGCUAGAAGAACACGACUCGAUGCCUACUGACAUCUCCGAGGAUCAGAUUUAUUAUGGCAAUGGCAUCUGCGUCGAGAAGAAGAAGGUGAAAGAUUUAGGCGGGAUUAAAGGUCUACAGAAGCAACUGCAUCUCGUUGUUGAAUGGUUCUGGCCUUGCAGAGUGUAUGAAUGGGCCUUGUCUGAAAAUUUAACUCCCCAUCACAUCAAAAAUUCAUACAUCCUAGCCAUGCAAAAACUCAUAAAUUCGGUGAAAUGGUUGUGCAAAACACAAUACGAGGUCAGCAACACAGAUAUCCGUAGAAAGAUCACAAAAAUAACAGACAUGGCUCGUAGAACCCAACGUUCCAUCUUAUCCAGGGCCCAGAAGUACAUUCCACGUUAUUUGAGAACCGAGAAGAUGAAUAAAGACAAAAGUCGCCAGAACACCGAAGAUUAAGAAAAAGAAGAGGAGAGGAGCGUAAGAAAUGAAUCCAAGACAGAUUCUGACUCAGAGGAUGAUACGAAAAAUUCUAAAGGAGCAUCUUCCGCUGCUGCUAAUCUUACUAAGGAGAAAGUUGAGAAGCAGAAGAAGAGGAAGAAGAGUAUUGAGACGAGUCUUUCCACCCCUGAGAAGAAAAGAAUGAUUAAAAACAGGAACUAGAUAGGAAAACAAGUGGUGGAGAUUGAAUCGAGCAGUGAAAGUGAAGAGGAAGAAGGGGAGGAGAUCAUAGAGAAUAUGUACAAGAAAAAUCCUGACUCUGAGAAUGGUGUCAACAUCGUCAAAAAAGUAUCUUCCACUGCUGCUGAUUCUACGAAGCAGAAACUUGAGAAGAAGAAUAAGAGUAUUGAAAAGAGUCUUUCUACCCUGGAGCAGAAAUGAAUGAUGAAAGAGAAAGGUGAGGAGUCUUCAACUCCCGAUAGAUCUAAGGUCAGAACAGGAGAUAAACCAGAAAGUAAACCAGGCGCAACAGAGAGUGACGAAGAUGACGAUGAGGAUGAUGAUAAAGUGAAGAAAGAUGAGGAUCAUGAUGGUGAGAAAAAGGAUAAUGAUAAGGAUGAGGAUGAUAAUGCUGAU
Messenger RNA from Diachasma alloeum, 1490 nucleotides. RefSeq lists its product as uncharacterized. The transcript is spliced from 5 exons. The coding region runs from base 81 to 872 and encodes 263 amino acids. Lineage: Eukaryota; Metazoa; Arthropoda; Insecta; Hymenoptera; Braconidae. The record is from RefSeq and is a predicted model, not a curated record.